AUGACAAGACAUUUAUCAUCAUUAUUCCUCAGCGUUUCCCUGAUUAGCGCUCUCUGUUGGAGGCCUUCUCAAGGAUUUGACACGGUAGUACGUCAUUCAUGCCAUCCGCUGCUGCAACACAAUCAUCUGAACACACGAUCGGAGACGACUUUCAAUCGUCCGAAUGAUGUGACUAUCAGGAAUCAUUGUCAUCAACGACUACAACAACAACAACAAUAUACAUGUGGACCACAACUCAGUACUACCAGCAGUACCAGCAGUACCAGUACCAGUCUCUAUGCUGCUCCUGAAUCAUCAUCAUCAUCCGAUGAAAAUCAAUCGGAGGACGUAAAUAACAACAACAGCAACAACAGCAACGACGACGACGACGACAACCUCCCAGCAACCACAGUAUCCUUUCGCAAACGGUUGCGAAGAAAACUGAAACGAAUCAGCAAGACGCUCAUGAUGGCAUCCGCACUUUCCUUUGCUACGGUGACUACGAUCCCCCGACCCGCACACGCCAAGUUUUCACACGAAUUGGGAGACGAACGAAUCUUGAGUUUACGACCUGGAAUCAAUCCAGAGCAAGCGGAAAAGCUGGCCGAAGGUGAAAUCCCGGAGGAGCUGGCUGGGACCAAAGGAAAGACCUUUCUGUCACCCACAUCGUCUUCUUCGUCUGCUUCCAAAGAGGCGAAUAAAGAAGCCCGCAAAAAGAAGGAACUUUCCAAAAAUACCUUUGAUUACGGAGAUGAAGAUGACGAAGAGAAUGGUGAUGCUUAUGAUUUAGAAGAAGAAUACUUCUUGCAAGAACAACAAGCCCAACGCAAACAAAUGGGUUCUCCUGGACGAACGUCGGUCUCCCAAUCGGACGCCAACCGCGCCAAUGCCUUUGCCGCAAAUACCAAAUCGACCUUUUCGGGAGUCGCCAAAAAGUCGACCAAGGAAAAGCAGCUCCAAACCAUGAAAGUGGCGGUGGGGGGCUUUAUCCCCACCUUUGGCGCCAUGUUUGUCCGAGAAUUUGUGCGACGGCGCAAGGAAGAAACCUACGUCCAAAAGGGAUUGGAAAUUCUCAAGGCCCAAAAGGCGGAAUACUUUAACAUUACCGAUACGAAUAGCACGGAGGCAGAUUCGGACAUUGAAGACGAAUUGAAGGAUCUCAAGAAUAAGGAUGACGAGGAUGAUGAUGACGAGGACGAUGAUGACGAGGACGAUGAUGACGACGAGGACGAGGACGACGAAGAUGAACCACCAUCACUAUCACGGCGCAAGCCCAAGCCCAAGGGACCAAGUGGAGGUGGUGACGGUAGUGGUGGUAGCGGUGGUGGCCGUAGUGGUGGAGGUGGUGGCGCAGAUGGAGACGAAGGUCCAACUGCAGAGGAUCUAAAGCGUUUGGGGGACAUCUUUGACAAAUCGUAA
Cylindrotheca closterium is the source of this 1398-nucleotide messenger RNA. The record is from the annotation of a GenBank genome assembly. NCBI's taxonomy places the organism in Eukaryota, Bacillariophyta, Bacillariophyceae, Bacillariales, Bacillariaceae.